AUGUCUACUAAAAGAAGUCGGCCAUCAGAAAAGUCAUCACUUCUCCUUCCAACCACUUCUCAACAACCCACACAGAUCUCUUCAGAGGAAGAGUACACUGAGGGAGAAGAUGACUCUCUGAAAGAGAAAAGGUAUCUAGAUGAAGAUGACUAUCUGGAGAAGGUAAAGUAUCUAGAGGAAGAUGACUAUCUUGAGAAAAUGUAUCAGAAAGGAAAGGAGUCUCUGAAGGAACGAGCAUCUCUGAAGGAACAGGAGUCUCUGAAGGAGAAGAAGUAUCUACAGAAGGAAAAAGAGCAUUGGGAUGAAGAAGACCAUCUGGAAAAGGGACUCAAUGUGAUUUAUACAUCGUUCACCCUGCCUAAUCUUAAUGAGAGAAGCCCAACUGCUGGCGUCUCUCAGACGAACAUCUUCUUCACCGUCACUUCUCCCACCUCUGAAUUUGCCAGCAAGUCUCCUCAGCCUUCCACGGAGCCUUCUGCGGCCUCCAAGAAGGAUAGCAGAAGAUCCAUGCCCUGGCAAGACCGGGGCACGCAGACAGAAAGCGCCUAUGACAGCCAGAAACCUUCAACAUCAAAACAAAAAUUAGAGCAAGAAGCCCUAACAAUACUACAGAUUCCAAAGUUGGAUUCAGAAGUAUAUGAAGUGCCACAGGAGGAAGAAAAUGCCACGACGUCCGCCCCUCCGACUAGCGUGUAUAAUACUGUGUUAACUGAGAACCUUGACAAACUGAGUGACGUGGACCUCGAGGACACUCUUUUUAAGAGCUCCUACCACGCAGUGUUUCUGACCAUGAUGAAAGAGCAGGCUGUGCACCACGGACCGCAAGAGGAUGUUGAGAUCCCCCUGACCGGCCAACUGGAGAGUGAAACCAGAAAGAAACUGAGAAGUCUGAUGAAGACCAACAUUGAAAAGUACAAGGAAGUAAUUCACUGGAUUAUGGAGAAACGUGGAUGUAAGGAAUUCUCUACCAUUUUCCAUUUCAGACAUUCAGAUGCGGUUACUCACACGUUUCAUUUAUUGAGCCACGCACCACCAACUGAGGAGCCCAAUAUAGAAGGAAGAAAACCCCUUUUUGUUACUCGUCGUAAAAAGGAAUUUGAUACAAAAAUACAUAUAGAGAGUGUAAAGAGCAAACCUAAGAUGGAUCAAGAUGACAAAAAUUUAAUUAUCCACCCCAAUGAGAAUGUCUUUCGAAUUCUCUUUUCUGAUGAAUCAGGCCAGAUAUAUUACCCAUCAGGACGGCUGGCUAUGCUUUUCUUCCAUACAAAACCGGGCCAGACCACAUAUAUCAUCCUGGACAACAGUGAGGAGGCUUUUGUUCGGGCCCUUAUCAACAACUCCGGCCAUGUCACCAUCUAUGAUGAAAACAGAGAGAUCUGGUUGAGCCUGAGCCAAAACCUGGGCUACUACUUUGCCAAAGACAAGCACCAGAAGGCCUGGAACUGGUGGAACCUGGACCUGCACGUGCACGCGCCCCCCCUCCAGUCCAUCUCCUUAGACAUCAACCGGCACAUCAAGGUGCACGUCAAGAGCCAAGAUGAGGUCAUCUUCUGCUUCGCCCACAAGACAAGACGCAUUUCCUUAAACCUGGGCACCAAGUACGGGUUCAUCAACCCAGAGAAGCUGAGUGAAAUGAAGAUGAAAGCAAUUCUGGAGGUGGAAUUUGAUUCAACAGCUCGGAAGAUUCAGGUCCUUCUGGGGAAAAUGAGUAGGAUCCUGAAUUUCCUGACCAUCCGUGAUCUGGAAAUCUUCAUAGAGAGCUCCACAAGCUUCCUGCUGGCCUACAGGAGGAGGAGGAGGUGGUUUUAG
Messenger RNA from Pipistrellus kuhlii (Kuhl's pipistrelle), 1809 nucleotides. RefSeq names its product glutamate rich 6B (gene ERICH6B). The transcript is spliced from 13 exons. The record is from RefSeq and is a predicted model, not a curated record. NCBI's taxonomy places the organism in Eukaryota, Metazoa, Chordata, Mammalia, Chiroptera, Vespertilionidae. The coding region runs from base 1 to 1809 and encodes 602 amino acids.